Molecule: messenger RNA, 2678 nt
Organism: Zychaea mexicana
Lineage: Eukaryota; Fungi; Mucoromycota; Mucoromycetes; Mucorales; Lichtheimiaceae
Exons: 13
Coding region: 62-2275 (737 amino acids)
Molecular function (GO): hydrolase activity, acting on ester bonds
Source: RefSeq, a predicted model, not a curated record
GCUGAGAUCUGUCGUUCUCCGCUGCAUAAAGCAGCUCUUUCAUUCCAAAAAAGCCGGAAAAAUGAAUCCAACUGCCAGCGAUCUCCCACAAGGUUCAAUGCUCGAAGAGGACUCUCCUGAGCCCUCGCUUCUCAGAGUACACCGUCUAACACCAAGUGAAGACUACAAGACAAAGUCAUGGAAAAAUGGGCUAGGAUAUACAAGCGAGAUUAGCAUCUACCCACCAAAGAAGGAUUUCAAAACUGAGGCUUUCUUUUGGCGUUUGAGUAAGCAUCGGAUCGAUGCAAACUGCAACUUUUCAGUAUUUCCAGGAUAUGAGUGCACAACUAUUGUUCUACCGAGUGGCCACGAAAAUGUUACACUAUUGCUUAACCAUAAGGGGGAAGAAAUGUCGACCAAGGUGAAGCCGUUGUUCCCUUAUUCUUGGAACGGAUCAUGGGUGACGAGUUGUCGCGUGUCAAAUCCGCCCAUCACAAACCUGCAGUUCAUGGUCAAGAAGAAUUUGGGCACCGCACAGUUUUAUGUCGAGAAAAUUGGCCAGCCCAUCUCAAACGAGAGCGGAGAAACUGGAAAAAAACUGUUACUGGGAUCAUUUGCCUUGGUCUACGUCGUGGAUGGAUUUGUACGGAUCACUUUGGACGAAAACCAUAUGCAUGGUCAUUCUGUGCUUCUUUCGCCUGAUGAGACGCUGUAUAUCGAGCGUGACGAAGAAGCAAGUCCUACGAGCAUAUUUAUUCAAGCAGCUGAUGCAACAGGUGCAGUAGGUGGUCAUGAUUUAGACGCUACUGUUAUUACAAUGCAAAUUUCCGAAGUAAAACAAAGCACUACAGCCAUGAGCGUCGAAGAUAGUAUAGGAAGACUUAGCCACAGUAUGCUAGAAGCAUCCAUUAGUGCUGCACAACAACAACAACAACAAAACAAGAGUACUGGGACUGCACCAAGCCAACGGCGCGAGCCUCGCCGUAAAGGCUCCCUCGUCGUGUACGACGAUCAACCGCUUGUUGGAAACGCUCUAGCUUCUACUGCUGGUGGGCCCGAUAUUAAAACGAUAGUUACCUCUGCUGAGCCUAUGCCUAUUCCAGGAUCUACUAGUGGCGCUGCCGAUGCAGACGCGUUAGCAUCGAGUUUGCAAACAACCGAACUUGCCUCAGUGGAUGAAGGGAUGCGUCGAGAUAGUAUUGCAAUGAUACGCGGAAACCUCGAUACAUCGCAAGUAUACGCGCCGCCUAAUUUCGCACUGCUCCCUCAGGAUACCGAUGUUCCACCACCUGUGGUUCGUGACCGUCUCGUCGUUGAAGAUUUCCCUGUCAAUACAAUAAGCACAGCUUGGAUUAAAAUGGUCAAACAAGGUUUGAGUGAAUGGAUCCGGUUGCCUGCUAUUGUUUGUAGAGGUGCAGAAGAGGGUCCUGUUGUUGGUAUAACAGCAGCUGUCCAUGGAAAUGAGCUUAAUGGCGUACCAUGCAUACAUCGUGUUGUCUCGGAAAUCGACGUCAAGAAGCUGCAGGGAACUGUUGUUGCUGUUCCCUGUGUCAAUAUGGUUGGAUAUCUUCAGUUCAAACGCGAAUUUGCUGACGGUCGAGAUUUAAACCGACAGUUCCCAGGAAAAGAGGAUGGAUUUGCAUCGCAAGUCUACUGCUACCAUCUUAUGAACAAAGUUAUCUCCCAGUUCAACUACUUGAUCGAUUUGCAUACUGCGAGCUUUGGACGGAUCAACUCGUAUUAUGUUCGUGCAGAUAUGAACGACAGUGGAUCUGCAAUUCUGGCGCGCUUGCAACAGCCCCAAAUUGUUCUUCAUAAUUCUGGACAAGAUGGAACGCUGAGAUCUGCUGCUGCUGCAAGAGGCAUCAAAGCAAUCACGGUAGAAAUUGGCAAUCCGCAACUGUUCCAAAACCAAUACGUGCAGUGGUCAUACAUGGGCGUGAUGCGCAUCUUGGAUAAUCUUGGAAUGUUUACCCUGAAUUUGGGACCGGAUCAAGUCAUGCUUGGACCUCCAAACACGGUUUUGUGUUCCAAAGGUUUCUGGAUCUACACAAGAACGGGUGGCGUAUUAGAAGUAUAUCCUGGUGUAAAUACAAUUAUCCGCAAGGGCGACGUGAUUGCUAGGAUCAAAAAUAUUUUCGGCAACGUCGUGGAUGAGUAUAGGUCUCCAUGUGGUGGAAUUGUAAUCGGACGCAGCUCGAACCCUGUGGCAAUGUCUGGCGAUCGAAUUCUUCAUCUGGGAGUCAUCAAAAGAAGGGGUGAAACUCUACCUAAAGAAGCAAAGGAGAACUACUAAGCUUAGUAGAAACGGAUUUAGUUGUAAAUAAAGUAUUGAGAGAAGCACCUUCUCGAACAAUCGCAUGCGUACAGUGACGUUGAGCAGACAUUGAGGUGGAAGAAGGGUGAUACCUAUUUUGUAAUGAUUCUAACAGUAUGGUGCACCAAGUUUCUAGCUACGGCUUUUAGCUAUCUCAUUGCUAUGUGCAUGAUCGUUUCACAAGCAAUAUGACUAGUCAUGCAGCAAGUGUCAUCAGAUUUCCGAGUGAGUCACCCGGGAAAAUGCGGAUUAUUUCAUUCAUUUGGAUCCACGUAUCUCCGGGAGCUGUGGGCAGCUAUACUAGUAUGUAACGUAUGGCUCCUUCACCACAAAUUGUCCUUUACGAUCUCAAACUUGUUGAUGCCCCGGGUUUGAUAUGGUC